Messenger RNA from Phragmites australis (common reed), 1540 nucleotides. RefSeq lists its product as uncharacterized. The record is from RefSeq and is a predicted model, not a curated record. Lineage: Eukaryota; Viridiplantae; Streptophyta; Magnoliopsida; Poales; Poaceae. The transcript is spliced from 4 exons. The coding region runs from base 1 to 843 and encodes 280 amino acids.
AUGGCGCGGCUGGCGAAAGCAACUACCGUCUACCGCGUCAGACGGACCGAUCGGAUGGAUAAUCGCAGCCUCUCCAGGCUGCUCCCCUCAAAAAAGAGAGCGAAUCUUUCUCGGCUGAACCUGCACCCCUGCCCAGCUGCCCUUGUCCCCUCACCGACAUUAAUCCUUGGCAUGACGGCCAUUGGUCUUGCUUUCCUGAGUUGUCUAACUCAUUGCCGCUCCCCUCAUGCUGCCAAGGCACGGCGUGCUCCUUUGAAAAAGCUGUGCGACACCGCCGCCGCAUUGGCCACUGAUUUUGCUCAAGAACCCCUCGUCGCCAGUGAUCUAUGUGUCUGUCACGGUAGGGAGAUAUACCUAGCUACCUCAUCACCAUCACCUCAACACGCAGCUAGUCUGAGAUCAGAGCAGCAGAAGCGGUUCAUGGAUGAAGCCCUGCUCGAGCCAGCACCAGAGGACCGUGAGGGAGCAUGGCCCUCGCUGCUGACGAUCGUCGGCUUUGCGUUCCUGACAUUCAACUCGGCGAUGGCUGUGUACAGCUCGAACAGAGACGUGGGAACCAUCUCCUUUGUGGUCUUCUCCUACCUUGACCUCGUUCUGCUCUUCUACUUCCUUCGCCAGUACGAGAGGACACUGCCGGAAUCACCCCGCCGGGAGCACAUCAAGAUGGUUGUGUGGCUGCUCACCACGAUGCUCACUGCUGCAUUCUCAUACAAGGUGGCGGCGAUCAUGCCGCUCCCGGUGCAGGUGCUUGUGUGGGCAAUGGCUGGAGCCACCGUGCUCGGUGGUUUCUACGCUUUCUUCGUUCACCAGGAGAAACCUUGGCAGGACGCCCCAAAGGCAUAGCGAGGGUGCCUUGGGGGAGGCAAAAAUUCGACAGGUAUGUCCUACAUACGCUCUGGCCCGUCGCCUUUCUGCGCGUACGGGCCGGGUGUCCGGUGAGACCGGCGACCGGCGUCGUCUCAGGCUCCCAACUUGCGGGAACUGAGACGCCUGGCAGGCGCCGCCGGCGUGGAGGACGCGCCCUGCCGAGUUUUUGCUGCGGGAGCGCGGCACGGAUGGUGGGCUAGUGCGUCUCCAAGUGUCAGUGUAUCAAUUUGCUCCUUGCUAUUACAAGUGGAUUACGAGUCAGUAAGUGUCAAGUGUGUCUAUCAUAGACCGUUUGUUGUCAUCUUUCUUUUGCGAGUCAGAAAGUGUUAAGUGUGUCGUCUCGUUUGAUUUCUACUGUAGCAUUGCGUGUAUACUAUCUUUGGUUUGCUUGGUUUCCCUAUCCUGUGCUGCACGCACGUAGCGUUCAACCACAGUGAAUAAACACUAGCGCGUUGACGGUGAGUAUCACCGGCCGCUGGAGUGUCUAGUUUAGUAUAUGUUGUUGCGUGUAUUUUGUUGCGAAUUGAUCAGUUUCAACAACUGCCUAUGGCAGUUGCUCGUUCGCUUGUCUAUUCGGGAGGGAUGUCUCCCCAAUAGCACUGUUGAACAUGUAUGUAAUAUAGACUUUAUAAUGCAAUGAACAAUCAAUCAAUACUAUAAUUCUACUCUCCAA